CUCCACAGCACACGACCACACCUCUCCGUUUGCACGCACAUUGAUCCCAACAGUCGCCUAUCACCAUUGCGCGCUCCCUGCGCUCCUCUGGGAUAAAUCCAGUUCAUAUAUAUUGAGGAUCCAAAAUGGCUAGCAAAGCAGCGGCGCCGGCACUGGAAGUCUUCCCUACGCUCCGCAGAUGGCCCGUCAUCCGGCCGCGCCCAGGCAUUUCGGUCCCUAUCGGGAGACAGGACAGCACAAUACUUGAUAAGAAGUCAAUUGACCAUAGUAUGAGACACCUAUACCAUGACCUAGGUGUUCUUGUAUUUUCAGGAUGCUCUGCAAAGCAGGCGGCGCGGAUCGGCGAUGUACUUGCUCGUACAGUAGGUGAAGGAGGCCCAGGAGGCAUGAAGAGCCUAUUUGAUGGACAGCGCGGCGAGAGGACCGCCCGCGGGCAACUCAAGGCUGUGAAGAAGAGUGAAUGCAACACAAUUGGCCAUAUUACCGUGGUCAAGCCCAGCGUGCUGGUGGAAAUGGCAGAAAAGACACUGGGAGGUGUAUUGAAGGAUAUGAUGUCCAUGUUUGUGCCUAAGAUUGAAAAGGCACGCUUUCGACAGACAAAGGUGGUUAUCCCGGCGCAGCCAUUCCGAGAGCAGACAGCGUUGCAAACGGCGACGGGCACCCGGCCGCUCAAGCUUAACUCCUUUGCAACGUUUAAACCAGACGCACGACGAGGCAACAUUGUUGGAAAAGUCGAUUAUUGGGCUGUCGGGACGGGAUAUUUCGUUGGCUCGGCAGAACUUACAUAUGCAGCAUAUCAACGGCACGAUAACGGCGUCAUGGAGCAUGUCAAGCUCAGGCUAGACAGUAGCACACCCCGCUUGGAGGUUAAAGAGCAGGAGACGGCACUGGCGAAGGAGGUGACGGCAAGCGUGCUAGAGCCGCUAUGGCAACUGGAGCGGGAGGUUUGGGCCGACCGCCUAGCGAUUCUGCAGAAAAAGGGCCCAAGUGUACUUGCAUAGCGUUUCUUUAUAUGUUUUAUAUACAAUUACCAGUAAUUACGUUCCAGACGACAGUGGGUUUGCGUCUGUGGCGAUCUUAUUCCCGAACCUGACACCUAGCAAUAGGGCGCCUUUACGUGCACAUGACACCCCAAUGGAAGUCGUUGCUCGCAGUGCAACCUACAGCACAGCAGGCCCACUCAUGCACUCGGUGCUGGACGGCACUUUGAUUGUCUCUAUUGACUUACCGCUGAAUGGGCAACCCUCGAUCGACCUGCAGAAGGGACGCA
Molecule: messenger RNA, 1270 nt
Organism: [Torrubiella] hemipterigena
Lineage: Eukaryota; Fungi; Ascomycota; Sordariomycetes; Hypocreales; Clavicipitaceae
Source: the annotation of a GenBank genome assembly